UAGACAUUGUAAAAUUUGAUCCUGAUGUCUUUCCUGCCUGUAGGUCUUGAAUAUAUAAAUAGCCUUAUAUUCUAGUGCGAUAAAAAUUCAAACCUGUAAAAUGAGACGAGUCUUUUCGAACGAAUCGCAAAGAAAAAACUGUGUUUGAAUGCGGCAUUGCGGCAUUAACUAAACGCUUUAUUUUUGACAAUUGAGCCGUCUGAAGAUAAAAAUACAUGAUGACAGAUGAGUUUAAAAAAGACGAAUUAGUUUGGGCGAAAGUAAAAUAUUUUCCUCCAUGGCCAGCAAAGGUGGUUGAACCUCCAGUUGGCAAGAAACGUAAAAAUCAUUACUACGUUUACUUUUUGGGGUCUAAUGAUUUCGGGUGGAUAGAAAGAAACAACAUUUCUUCUUUUAUUUACAAUUAUGACGAGAAUGUUAGGCGUAGCUACAAGAAUACCCAAUAUACUAAAGGAGUGAAAAAGGGUGGAGAAAUCUAUCAUCGCAUGCGUAACUUGAACUCUGAUGACGCUGAAGCAAUGAUUGAUGAGGAUACUGAGGACGAUGAGGAUGAACCUGUGCGUCCUAAAAAAUCAUAUAGAAAAGGCAGAAAAAGACCAAAGAAUAAGAAACGUAAGAAGUCUGUGAGAGUUUCAGAAGACGAUGUGUCAUCUACCAGAGCUUCAGAUGACAAUGUGUCCUCUUCCAGAGCUUCAGAAGACAAUGUAUCAUCUGCCAGAGCUUUAGAGGACAAUGCGUCCUCUACCAUUUCAUCAUCAAGUUCCUGUAUCAUUUCUAUUCAUUAUCGGGAUUACAGAAAGAUAAUUCCAAAAGAAGCAAAAGUGCUUCUUAAACGGUGUGAUGAAAAGCUGCCAUCUUUAGAAAGCCAUGCUGAUGAAGCACCUGUCUCAGAAUCUCCACCAGAAGAUCCACCUGUACUUUCACCCGAAUGUUGAAACAAUAUAUCACCAGGGUGGCCAGCCGAUAAUUUUUUGUUUCGUAUGUUGAGUAGUAAAUUUUAUUUUACAAUGAUUUUAGUUUUUAAAAAAUAGAAACAAUUUUAACACAUUUAAGAACAUAUUGUGUUAUAAAUAAAUAAAUAAAAUGAAAUAACAUCAUUUUGAAGAUUUUAGAUGCAUCCAGAAAAAAGGGAAAUUCAAACAGUAGAAAUGAUGGCCACCCUGAUAAACUCCUUGUAUUCCAUGGUGCGAAUUUAAAAUUUUCUGUAUUUUUAUAAUAAAGUCAUCCAUAUUAAUUAUCAUUGUUUGCAUUCACUCCGGUGACUUUUAAUGAUAUAAAAACUAUAAAUUGUAUCCAUUAUACAUAUUGAUUUUACUGCUAUACAAUGUUCUAUAUUUACAUACUUAAAAAAACUGUCUCAUGGUAUUCAAAUUUACAUUUUCAAAAAAUGUGUCAUUCUUGCAUACAUGAUAUAUUAUCUUAUAUUAAGAAAAAUUGUUUUGUAUUUCUCUAUAUCUUUACUAACAGUUACUAGUGUUUAUAUACUGUAUCAUAAGCAUUUGUAUAUUGUGUCACAAGUGUUUAUAUAUUGUGGCACAAGUGUUUAUAUAUUGUGUCACAAGUGUUUAUAUAUUGUGCUACAAGUGUUUAAAAAUGUGUGCUAUAAAUGUUUAAAAAUGUGUGUUAUAAUGUUUAAA
Messenger RNA from Argiope bruennichi, 1637 nucleotides. RefSeq names its product cytokine-like nuclear factor N-PAC. The record is from RefSeq and is a predicted model, not a curated record. The transcript has 7 exons. The coding region runs from base 216 to 935 and encodes 239 amino acids. NCBI's taxonomy places the organism in Eukaryota, Metazoa, Arthropoda, Arachnida, Araneae, Araneidae. Gene Ontology annotation, molecular function: oxidoreductase activity, acting on the CH-OH group of donors, NAD or NADP as acceptor.